AGUUCAAACAUUUAUUAGCAUAGGUACCUAUAUGUUUAUUGAAAACUCGUGUUUUUUUUUUCAAUUAUAGAACUGGUAGUUUUUCGUUUAUUAAUGCUACGUGUAUGUUUCGGUUAAUUAUUUCACGUAAAUAGAAUAUUAUUGCUAACGCGUAUGAUACAAUAAAUACAAUGUACAAUUUAAUAAAAACGAUUCUCACGGUUUUUUGCUUUAUUAAAUUGAACUCGUGCCACGACAACGAUUGGCAUUACUCUAUGUCAUCUGUGCACGAUUUAAUCGACUUGCAAGCUGAAUACCUGGCCCAGACGGAAACGUACCUACAAAACGAGUAUAAGCGACUAGACGAGAUCAGACGGUAGGUGACGAAUAGGAACACGUUAUUAUAAUGCCCGUGAGAAAAUUGUAAUUUUGGAGUUUUAAAAAUGAUGUUUAUAUCCAUGUUUCAGUUUUAUAGAACAGAGGGAAAAACAGAACGCGGAAGAGUUGGCGGUGUCAUACACUGAGAGCUCGAUAAAUGCAUUUAAAACCAUUUUACGCAUAAAAACCGACUGGGAGUUGUUGAAAAACGAUAUGGCUAAAUCGACCCCGAUAGGUACCUACUUAUAUGUUUAAUAUUUAACGCUGUAACUGUCAUCCAUUACCUUCAAAUUAGGUACCUAACUAACAUGACGUUUUGACCGUUUCAGAAUUUAAUCGCGGAUCGGUGACCAAGGAAAACAUUAAUAGUGCGUUGAGAGCCCUAAGGAGAUUACAAAUUGUAUACGAACUCGAAGUGCAUGAAAUAGCAAAUGGCAACGUUAGUAACUACACGUUUGAAAAAUUAGACGGUUAAUACACAUAUUAUAUUAUUAUAUUACUAUAUACGUACAAGUUUAAAUUAUGAAUUGUAAUACUAUAAUUAUUAUUUUUUUUUUAUAGUUAAUGAUUGUCAUACUUUGGCUGUUUUGUGUUACGACAAUGCUGAAUUUCAUUGCGCGUACCAUUGGUUCGAUCAAGUCAAUAAAAUACACAAAGAGGGCAAUAGUGAAUUGAAAUUUGAUUAUGAAGAAUUUUUAACCAAAUAUAUUUGGUCGAGCUAUUUAGUGGGUAAGCGGGGAAAAUUAUCAUUAAUCAUUAAAUAGGCAAUAAAUUAUGUGUAUUAUGACGUUCAAGUAGAAAUUCAACGACCAAUCCAAAUGAGAAAUAACAAAUAGUAUAAACUAUUGGUAGCGCAUAAAAGUCAAAAGGCACAAAUAUACGUCCGAUAAGCUACUAUUAUGAGCUCAAGGUUUCUUUCCAAAUAAGCUAAAGUACAAUUGAGUAGGCAAAAAGUAAAACUUGCAUGUUCCAAAAAUCUAAAUUUUCAUAAAACGAAAAAACUGGCAUUGGAGUUUCCUUUACAUUCAAGAUAUCCAAAAUGCAUUUUACUUAUGCAAUUUAGUCUACAUAAAUUCUCAAAACAGCCACCAAAAGUUAAGAUUUGAGUUUAUCUAAAUAUUUUUAUUUUUUUUUUUUUUUUGAUGUUAAAAUUUGGAAUAAUAGUUAAAAUGGAUCAUGUGAAUGGUGUUUCCAUAUUAUGGAUUACAUGAUUUUUUUUUUUAAAUGGGUUAAAUUUAAUUCAGUUACUAUAAAACUCGUUGAUUCAAUGAAACUCGUUAUUUUUGACACAAAUCACUACUUUUCGGGUAAAUUUAUUCUGUUAUUAUACGUUUUGAUAUUAACUGUUUACAGAAUUGCAUUCACCUUUAAAAAUUCUAUAAAACAGUGUCGCUAACUCAUUUUCCUAUACUUUUGGAAUAUGAGAAUUUGAUUCUAGCCUACUCAAUUGUAUUUAACAAUUAUCCAAUCACCAUGAUUGGCUGGCUUGAUUGAAUGUAUUCAGGACUGGAGUGCUGGCCACUGAGAAAAACAGAAGAAUCUAGACUAUCAUAUUUUUGAUAGAAGUUUCUAUGACGGAUCUAUGGGCCGUGUAUUGAAAAAUACAGGGGAAAAGGAAAAGACACAACCUAGAAUUAAAUGUGCUGUCUAGCUGUCUAAACGAACUGCAUAUAUUGUGAAUGAGGUAGAGAAAAAAAAGUUAUACAUGGGCAGAUAGUCAUGAGUAGAGUAAACAAGGCUCAAUGGUAAAAAAAAAGUCAUAGUAGUAAACCCAAGUGGCAAAAUACCACCUGGAAGACCGAGUAUCGUCGAAAAAGAUUACGUUUUACGAAGCCACGAAGGAUUUGCAAACUUCACAGGAUUAGAAAAUACAGGAAUUCAAGUUGACAAGAGGUGGCAGAAGAUCGAGAAAAAUACAGCAGAUUAUGUCUAACAAGAUAGUGAUCUAAACUCUGAACGGCUUAAAAAAAAUUAUAUAUAUAUAUAUAAAUACAAAUACUAUGUGAAAUUGAUGAAUAAUAAUAAAUAUAUUAUAGUAUGAAAUAUUUUUUUUUUAUGCACAAAAAUAUACAGGUGAUAUUGAAAAGGCGAAUACGGUCAUAAAUGAUUACAUGCAAACCAAUUAUUUGAAUGAAAUUUUGACAAACGUUAGAUACAUAGUAUAUAAUGGAAAUCGUGUUUUUAAACGAAACACAGCGAACGAUACCGACAAAAAGUUUUAUUCGCACUCAUUUAAAGUAAUAUUAACAUAUACAUUAUACUUAUAAAAAAAUCUAAUAUAUUUUGUCUAUUCAAGUAUAUAUGUAAGUAUAGGUGGCAUGGUGAUGACAAUUUUUUAAGGUUGUGCAUCAAUCUGAUCAAACCCAUUAAAUUAAUAGGUAAUUCUUGGGCAAGGACGGGGGCAAAUGGGAUAGCUGACCCCAUAACAAUUUUUUUUUCCAAAUGACGGUCUUCCAACAAAAUUAUAAAUAUCGAAUGUAUAAGUUUCCUCAGAUAAUAUUUCUAUAGUAACAAUCAUGGUGACAAAGAAUUUAGUUUCGAUAUGAAAAAUAUUUUACCGGGGACAUAUCAAAGAGAUUUUACUAAAACAAGAUUACUUACAUACAGUACCAUAGCUAGACAAAUUGUUCGGGCGGGGGGGGGGAGGCACUAAAUUUAUUAACCUAAUUAAUGUUAAGCUGAAAUACUUAUUACCAGUUAUUUUAUAACUCCCUUAUCACUUAUUGUUUAUCUCCCUUUAGUUUUACAACGUAAAGUUAAAACAAAGUUUAUAGCUUUGUAAGAGAAUAUUUGAAUCAUUAGUUGCAGAAGGAGACAUGUAUCUAAAAUCAAAUUUUACAGAAGAUAUAAAAAAAACUGUCUAAGCAAGAUUAAGAAGGAGCUAGACGUAAUAAUGAAUAAAUCACGUUAUUCAUCUUUUUACAAAUUAAUCAUCUCGGAAUUUUCUAAAAAUUAACAUAAACGCACCAUUAGCAGCCAUUUUAAAUUGUCAAACAUAUCCCCUUUCUGAACUUAACCAUUUUAAAAGCAUCUAAAACACAGAGAUAGUAAUAAAUCAUGUUUUUUAUUUGCAUUGAAAAAUCGUGUUUUUUUUAAGCAAUUAGGAAAUGUAAUUCAAAAUUAUUAUUUAAAUUGCUACCUAUAGAAAAUUGGUCAUUUGUAAAUCGUUCCCCGUAAUCUGUAAAAAGAAGCCUUUAGCAUUUAGGGCUUCAAACGUUUCAAAUCAUUAAUUUUUGUAUUCAUUAUCGGAAUCUGGUGGAUAUAUAGCUGAUUCUUGGGUAGUUAAUUGGCGAAAUAUAUUGGUUUUUUGUUAAUAUAAUUUCCGAAUACUUUUAAAUCAAAAAUAUUGAAUAAUAUUUUUCACAAUACUAACUUAGGAAUAGAAUGUCUCAAAAUAACAUUAAUAAAUAACGGAAUGACAAAUAAUAAAAAAAAUACUCGAAAAUUGCAAAUAAGUUAUACCUAUAUAAUAACAAUUAAUAACUUAAAUAACAUGUCAACGCUAAAAUAUUUUUGAAAUUUACCACAUCUAAAGAUUUGUAUAAGUCUUAGGAAGAAAUUUUAAGUCACUAAGAAUACUUUUUACUGAAUCAAAACAAAAUAAAAUUGAUUUUAACAAAAACAGUUGUUCCAUAAAAAUCCUCAUUUACAUACGACUUUUUCCGAUUUUAUCUAUAUUAUUAAAAAAAACUCAAAUUGUUUUACUGUCAUACAAAUUUAGCGAAAUAUUUUAUAUUUAUAUUUAAUGUACUUUAAUGUAGAAACUGAAUACCAAUGGGGAAGUUCGCAGUUAUACUGAUACGUGUCAGAAUUGGAAUUAUCAUCUUCGUUACACUUGCCGCCACUAUUACGGAGGCAAUAGAAAAAAAUCGUUGUUAAUCGGUCCACUCCGUGAAGAAAACGUAGCGCUUGUGCCGAAUAUUAAACUGUACCACAACGUACUUAACGACGAUGAAAUAAACAAAAUCAAACAAUUAGCGAAACCUGAGGUAUAAAGUCACAUUUUUGGUAUUUUUUUUGUUUUUAUGAAAAACGGUAUCCACCACAUUACUUAUUCUCUACGUAUAUGUAAAACAGCUGAAAAAAUUGCCCAUCGACACCAACGAAGACAUAAGUCUAAGAAAAGUGGCCGAAUUUGACAGAUAUAGUGAUGAGGUUUUCCAGAUAAUUCACCGACGACUCGCGCUGAUAUCAUGCAAAUCAAAAACUAAAGUUCUAAACAAAUUCGUCGUGACUAAUUAUGGGAUCCACGGACACUACUUACCGCACUCCGAAUAUAUAGAUAACGAUCAUAAGAUCAACAGCUAUCCAAAUCGAGAGGCCAUAGUUAUAAUCCAUGUAAAUAAUUUUUUAAUCUGUGAACGACUUUUCUGCCAGAAAUUUUGCUUCGAUUUUAAAGUGUAGCAAUUUUUUUGAAAAAAAAAUGGGACUGAGAUAGUACUGGGGUAGGGAGAUAAAUUUUUUAUUUUCCCAAGAAUUUUUAUAAUAAAUGAAAAAAAAACCGGGAAAAAACAGGAAUUACGAGAAAAUUUACGAAAUGUAUUAUUUUCAAAAUCGUAAACACUACGGCCUUUCAAAACAUGUAUAGUCGAACCUCGCUUAGAAUCGUUUUUUGUUAGCAAUGGUUAAUUUGUGUGUACAAAUUUAUAUUAAAUUUAUCCUCUACCUUUCCAAGUUCUCACCUACUACAGUGACCCAACGAUUGUGCGAAAUAUAUCCGUUCGGUUUUUUUUUUUAUUAAUUUCUCGCUUUAUAAAAUCAAUUUAAAAAUGACAGGGUAUGUAUUACGAACGUUUUAAAACAAAUAACUCAAAAAACACGUUUAAAAUUUGAAAUUUUUAAAAAUAUUAAGUUGAAAUGAAUUAUACAAUCACCAAAGUAUAGAUAUUUUAAAUAAUAAACAAGCAACUUUGUAAUUAGUCGAAAUAAAUUUUAAAAACUAUACCUAAGUGCCUGUAAUUAGGCUAGUUUUUAUAAAAGAACGGUGGCUUUGACAAGGAUAUGAAAUAUUGGAAUUGUGUACAGGUUGGAUAAAGUGGAGAGAAGCGUUAUACCUAGAUGUUUUAUGCGACAAAAGAAUUCUUAUGGAAGUUAAGGGUAAUAAGUUCCACAAGAGUGUGGUUCAGUGGUGGGUGGUGAACAGAAAAAUAGAACACAGAAUAAGUGUAGAAUGUAGAUAAGAAUGAUUAAGUGGAUGAACGGAGUAACGAGAGAAGAUGAGAUAAGGAAUGAGUACAUAAGAGUUAGCUUAGGCGUGGCUUCAACAAAAGACAAAAUGAGAGGAAAUAGACUGAGAUAGUUUGAGCAUAUCAUUUGGAAAGGGGAAUCAAAAGUAGUAAGAAUGAUAAUUAAAAUAAAUUUCGGAGUAAAGAAGGGUAGAAUAAAACCGAAAAGUUUGUUGGUGCGAUUGAGAAUGGUAUGAGGACGGCGGGUGUACGCAAUGACGAUACGGAAAAUUGGAAAUUUAAGACGAUGGUUGCUGAUUCUUAAUAGAUGGGAUGAAUGCAAACGAAAAUAAGAAGACCAAAGUGCCUGUAUAGUUUUCAAACCGAAUUCAAUCCCCAAAAAAGAUUUACCGCUCCCCCUCGAUUGGUAAUGCGACCCGAAUAACUGCAAAUACCCAUCCAACAAUUUCCAAUUUAAACUGGCACAACAUAUCAUAUACACGUGUUUAGUAUAUUCUCUAAAAGUCUAAUAAUUUAUAGUUGGACGACGUGCCCGAAGGCGGGUUCACCGUGUUACCGGACGUAAACGUGCGGGUGCCAAGCAUCAAGGGAUCGGCGUUGGUCAUAUACAACACAAGGAACCUUUGCACGCCGUUCGGUAUGCUUUACGAGAACGCCCAAUACGGUUCCUGUCCGAUAUUUUACGGUGACAAAUGGAGUGAGUAUAUAAUAUUUUAUUCUUUUUUACGAUUUUAUAUCGACGUUUACUUCUUUAUCGUAUUUUUAUCCCGUGCAAAACGCGUGAUCAAUUCGUGUGUCAAUCCACAACUCAAUGAUUCGAUAAUAAAAUAUGUAUUAAUUGAUCUUAGUUCCGAAAUUUAACGUUUUCAACACAAUUCUCGACGGGUUCAGAGUUCGAUUUUACCAUUAUAUUUAUAUUAAUCCUAUUUCUUCAUACACUUCUUAUUUGCAACGAUUUAAAUUUAUGACGGGGAUGAGGUACCUUUUGUAUGAACAAUUAUGCAAUCGUAUGAUCAUAUUCCAUAAUUCAACGCAAUUUAAAUAUUUUGAUAUCCAACAACCCUCCAACAGAUCCAUCGUUUAGUUAAAUUUUGGAAGGCAAGAACAAGGACCCACUCUCGUUUUUGGCUGCUUUCAGCCUAUACCCAUCGCCGUUACUUCAUCACAGUGUAUAAUCAGGGGGGUUACAACCGUUAUUGACCUCCUCCCCCCUUGGAAAACGUGAUGGAAUUUCGAAUAUACUUAUAACAUAAUGUAAAAUUAUUUUUCGCUAAUAAUAGGUAGGUAUCUAUUUUAAAACAGAAGUAUUUAUUUUUGUGGUCUUUUUUGUUAAAUUUUGUAUAUUUAUGUUUGAUUACAGCGUUAACGGCAUGGUUUGGAAGUUAACGGAUAAUUCCACUAGAUACGUAAACCAAAAAACAUUUACCUUCCUAUACCGUCCUACCGCAGUCAUAAUAAUUAUGUUCUAAUAGUAUAAAUUAUCCGUCAUUUUGCUGCUAUACUUAUACCGCGACGAAGAAAAUUAUAAUAAAAUAUACUGUAUAAACCUAUAUUAAAUUAUUAUACACGGAAAUUUGUU
Messenger RNA from Cinara cedri, 7122 nucleotides. Lineage: Eukaryota; Metazoa; Arthropoda; Insecta; Hemiptera; Aphididae. The record is from the annotation of a GenBank genome assembly.